Molecule: messenger RNA, 1035 nt
Organism: Salarias fasciatus (jewelled blenny)
Lineage: Eukaryota; Metazoa; Chordata; Actinopteri; Blenniiformes; Blenniidae
Product: protein C19orf12 homolog
Exons: 4
Coding region: 211-636 (141 amino acids)
Source: RefSeq, a predicted model, not a curated record
ACUGAGAGGAAGACGGAGAAGAAGAAAACUUGGACGAGAGGAGGUCCGCCUCAGGUCGCUCUCUUCAGAUCUCUCUCUAAAAACAGGCGUAAAGUUCUCAGUUUGGUUCUUUUUUGAGCGAUUCGUCUUUCUCUGACGCUCCAACACCUUCUCUGCGCUGCUUCCCCUGAGAGCGUACCUCAGUGUGUGUUGGAGGGCCGCAGGGCAGCGAUGGCUCCACGAGUGGACGACAUCGUGCGUCUGUGCUGCGAGAUCUCGGCUCAGGAUCAGAUCAAGGUGGCCGUGAAGAGCUCGGCUCAGGCGGCCGCCAUGGCGGGGGGCGCCGCCUUCAUGGGAGGGAUGUUCGCCGGACCCCCGGGGAUCGCCGUGGGCGGCGUGGCGGGCAGUCUGCUCGCCGGCUGGUGGGCCAGCGGAAAGUUCCGGCCCCUCCCUCAGAUCCUGAUGGAGCUGCCUCCGCAGCAGCAGAGGAAGCUCUACGACGAGGUGAUGGCGGUGAUGGGGACCCUGGACUGGACGGACUUUGCUCAACUCGUGGCCCUGGUGAUGAGCAGCAGCUCGUUGCAGCAGCAGGUCACGGCCGCCCUCCUCAACUACGUCACCAAAGAGCUGCGAGCCGAGGUCAAGUACUCGGACUGAAGGCCUCAGCGCUCUGAGAGGACCUCCGACUCAGAACCAGCUGCUUCUGGAACUUUGAAACGCUGCCGUUGGUCCUGGAUUGACACCACCACAAUCCACUGGAUCGCAGCUUCGUCCCAAACUGAGCUCCACAUAUAAAACCAGCAGCGUGCCUCAACGCUGCCUUAUCGCUCGUAUUUAUGGGAUCCGUUCUGAGUCAGUGUGAACGUGGUUGUUCCAGGAAGAGGCUGAAAGAGAAACGUACUGCCAUCAUGACCCUGAGACUUUUUAAUGACAACUCAACUUUUAUUUCUAUGAAUCUGAUAAAAGUCUGAAUUCAAGGUGGUAAUAAUCUAUUUUUUCUUAUUUAUAUACUUUCUUCAUGUGUGUAUUCAUCUAGGAUUUGUUUUUUUUUUGUUU